Messenger RNA from Artibeus jamaicensis (Jamaican fruit-eating bat), 4960 nucleotides. RefSeq names its product maestro heat like repeat family member 6 (gene MROH6). The record is from RefSeq and is a predicted model, not a curated record. Lineage: Eukaryota; Metazoa; Chordata; Mammalia; Chiroptera; Phyllostomidae. The transcript has 14 exons. The coding region runs from base 28 to 2142 and encodes 704 amino acids. Gene Ontology annotation, cellular component: cytoplasm.
CCCCACUGAGGGCUGCGUGUGGCGGCCAUGGCUGGGGGUGUGUGGGGCCGGGCCCGGGGAGCCCCUGUGGGAGCUCUAACCCUGACAGCCCUGGCUGAAGGGAUCCGGGCCAGCCAGGGAGAGCGCGCAGCAGCUCCUUCCAAGGACCCUGAGCCCGAACCUGAGCUGGAACCCGAGGCAGAGCCUGGAAGUGUACCCACCAACCCUCCAGCUGCCCAAGAGCCCUGCUCCCCACCCCAUGCACAGGACCCGGCCCCCGGGGGGCCCCAUCAGCCCCCCCAGAGUUCCUGGGAGGAGGGGGCCCUCUCCGACCUGGCGUUGUACACAGCUGCCUGCCUGGAAGAGGCUGGCGUUGCGGGGACACAGGCUACAGCACUCACCCUGUCCUCAGCCCUGGAAGCCCGCGGGGAACGGCUGGAGGACCAGGUGCACGCCCUGGUGCGUGGGCUGCUGGCGCAGGUGUCCGGCCUGGCUGAGGGGCGGCCCCGGCGGGCAGCCCUGCGAGUGCUGAGCUCGCUGGCCCUGGAGCACUCCCAGGACGUGGUGUGGGCACUGCUGCCCUGCUCGCUGCCCCUGGACCGGGCGGCGGCUGAGCUGUGGCGCAGCUUGAGCCGGAACCAGCGCGUGAACGGGCAGGUGCUGGUGCAGCUGCUGUGGGCACUGAAGGGCGCAGCUGGACCCAAGCAGGAGGCCCUGGCAGCCACUCGCGCCCUUGGGGAGAUGCUGUCUGUGUCUGGCUGUGUGGGCGCGACUCGGGGCUUCUAUCCACACCUCCUCCUGGCACUGGUCACACAGUUGCAUGAGCUGGCCCAGGGCCCACACUCCCCUGACACCCCCAAGGCUUGGGCCCCGUCCCACCAUGGGCCACCACUCAGCCACACCAGCUGCACAGUUGAGGCCCUGAAGGCCCUGCUCACCGGGGACGGCAGCCGCAUGGUGGUCACGUGCAUGGAGCAGGCUGGAGGCUGGAGGAGGCUAGUGGGAGCCCACACCCACCUGGAGGGUGUCUUGCUGCUGGCCAGUGCCAUGGUGGCCCAUGCGGACCAUCACCUGCGGGGCCUGUUCGCCGACUUGCUGCCCCAGCUGCGCAGCGCAGACGAUGCUCAGCGCCUCACGGCCAUGGCCUUCUUCACCGGGCUGUUGCAGAGCUGGCCCACCACGAGGCUUCUUCGGGAGGAGGUGAUCCUGGAGCGGCUCCGUGCUUGGCAGGGUGACCCUGAGCCCACAGUGCGUUGGUUGGGCCUGCUUGGCCUCGGCCACCUCGCGCUGAACCGUGGGAAGGUACGACACGUGACUGUGCUGCUGCCCGCGCUCCUGGGUGCGUUGGGUGAGGGCGAUGCGCGACUCGUGGGCGCAGCGCUGGGUGCGCUAAGGAGGAUACUGCUGCAGCCGAGGGCUCCGGUGCGAUGCCUGAGCACAGAGCUGGGGCUGCGUCUCCCACCACUGCUGGAUGAUGCCCGAGACUCAGUCCGCGCUUCGGCUGCUGGGCUUCUCGGGACACUGGUACGGCGUGGUCAGGGCGGGCUCCGGGUGGGGCUCCGAGGUCCCCUACGGAAGCUGGUGCUGAAGAGUCUGGUGCCGCUGCUGCUGCGCCUGCAUGACCCCAGCCUGGAUGCUGCUGAGAGCUCAGAAUGGACCCUGGCCCGCUGUGACCGAGCCCUGCGCUGGGGACUGCUGGAGGAGGUGGUCACUGUGGCCCACUACGACAGCCCUGAGGCUCUAAGCCACAUCUGCCACCGUCUGGUUCAGUGGUACCCGAGCCAUGUGCCCAGCUUCCUGAGCCAGACCCAGGGCUACCUGAGGAGCCCAGAGGACCCUCUGCGCCGGGGAGCAGCCAUGCUAAUAGGCUUGCUUGUCCAUCACAGCAGCCCCAGACACAUCAGCUCGGAUCUGCUGGACUCCCUGUUCCAGGGCCUGGGGCAACUGCAAAGCGACCGAGAGCUGGCUGUGGUCGCCGUUGCACAGGUAUCUUCCCAGCAGGUGGCGCUGCUGGCCCGCGCACAGGGCUGUGGGCGGGGCCUGCACUUCCCGGGUUUCCGUCCGAGCCCCACCCACCCCUCCCGGCCCCCACCAGUCUACCCGGAUAGCCCCUUCCAGCGCCGGAGCGUCGCAGGGCGGUGGGGCUGCCUUGGCCCUGGCUGAGCCUGAACCCUGGCUGUCCUCUGGGUGGGGUCCCAGCCCAGUGAGGGUUCAGGAUCUGCAUCUGGUGCCCGACCGCUCUGUGGCCAGCCUUGGGCCCAGGGCCAGGCCUCCUCAGCAGGAGCUCCCUGCUGCUGUGGCCAUGUUCCCCAGAAGGCCAUCAGCGCUUCUGUCCGAGCACCAUUUCACCCUCAGCCCCCGCACCUGCGGGCCCACCCAUCCCUCCUCAGGCCUGCGGCUCUCCCAGCCCCCUGACCCCAACCUUUCAAGGAGGGGUCCGGUGGAGGACACUGUGAAGCCCUGUGAGCUCCUGGGGUUUCCUGGGCCCCGCCCCAGCUGGCCACCCACCAGCCCUGUCAUGUGCCCCACUCCUUGUCAGCCCUUGUCCUGGCCUGACCUCUUGUCCACACCUGUUGUCCCUCAUCCUGGCACCGUCUCCCACACGCUUCCCUACUCCCAGUCGUCAGACCAGACCCCACCUGAACCUCCUGCAGAGGGCACCCCGACCUCUCCACUGGACACCACAGGCCUGGGGUUCUACCUGUGGGUUCAGGUGUGGGGUACCAGCAUCUACGCCCCCACCAGACUGAGCCUGCACACUGGCACCGCAGCACCCUGUGAGGGGUUGAAUGAGGAAAGCAUGACAGUUCAUUCAGGGGAGGAGCCCCCCCCCCCAGACCUCCCAAGCUGUGACCAAGAGCACAGGGCUGUGGGCGGGUUCCUCCGACUGCUUUUCAAGCCCCUCCCUGCAAGCUGCUGUCUCGGAGAGGCCUCUACUGACACAGCCUCUUUGCCUCCAGGCUGGGGGCCUCCGGGGGAAGGCCAGGGUCCUGCCAGCUGCUAGGAAAAGCGUCUGAAGUAAACUCACAUGGAUCACGGAGCCCGGCAUUUGACUGGGGGGUGGGUCUGGGCUGAGGGUGUGGUCCAGAUGCUCUGGGCCUGGUCCAAGAUGGGGCUUGGGCUGGGGUUACAGAAGAGGCAGCGUGUGGGCGUUUGGGGCACCAGCAUCGGAGCUCCCUGGGAAGGGGUUGGGAUCUCGUGCAGGGCGUCCCAGGGCUUGGUGUAUGUAGGAGCAGGGCCAAGGUUUGAAGUGUGAGUUCAGGUCCCACAAAGCCCAUUCCAGGCAAGAUUAAACUACAGGAAGUAUGCCUGUGGGGAGGGACCCACCAGGAGGCCCCCAGGGCCCCGUGAAGGAGUGGGAGGCAGCGGGUGUGUCCCGGAUGCCUGUCUUGGCCUUAGGGGUUCUCCAGCCAGCCUGUCACCUGUCGGGGGCCUCAUGGGACUGGGUUUUUGUCCUGCAGUGGGACUCUGCAAGGAGCCCCCCGACACAGGCUGGGCCUAGGGCUGGCUCAGCAGGAGCCUUGCGGACCCCCCACUGGAAGUCUCUCCUUGCAGGCCAAGAGCCAGAGCCAGAGCCAGGGUGAGCAUUCACAUCCACUCCUGCCAGACACAUGCUCCUCUGCUCUGCACAGCACGAUGCACAGGCCAGUGGCCAACCCCACGGUGGUGCCCCGAUGAAAGGAGGGCCCACCUCAGGUGGGGGGCCUGGCUGCUUCUGCAGGGAGCCCGCAUCCUGCCCUGUUCCAGGCUACUUCUUGCACAGCACAGCCAGCCCGCCUGCUCACAGUCUUGCCCCCCCCACUUUGGCCCCGCCCAGUACCUGGCAGCUCGCUGGAUGCUACCUACCAGGAGGAGGUUCCUGAAGGCCGGAGGAUUGCUGGGCCCUGGGAGUGGGACCCUUCUGGGGGACUUCUCUGCUGGGGUCCCCAGGUGGCUCAAUGGCCUGCUUCAGCAGGGACGCCCCUAUAGCUGUGACAGGGCUACAGCCCCUCCCCAGGCCGGCGCCUUCGGUCUGGGAGUGUCCAGGCCGACCAGGCCCGUCGGCCCCACUGGCAGUAGCCCAACCGGCAGGCCGGACGUGGGUCUGAGCAAGCCGCUCUCCAGGGACAACCCUCCUGCCUCGAUGUCGGUGAUGAAAUGACCCCAGAGGCCUGGGUCCCCCGGCCACAGGUGGGUCUAGGACCUGAGUGCCAAAAACCAGACUGUCCUAACGGGGCUUGUGUGCAGCGGGCUAGCACCUCUUUCCCCUCGCCCUUGAGGCAGCUUUUCUGGGGCCCAGAAGCUGGACUCCUAUACCCACUUCUUUUUUUUAAAAUCGUAUUUGUUUAUUUUUAGAGAGAGGGGAAAGGAAGGAGAAAGAGAGAGAAACAUCAGUGUGGUUGCCUCUCAUGUGGUCCCCACUGAGAACCUGGCCUGCAACCCAGGCAUGUGCCCGGACUGGGAAUUGAACCAGCGACCCUUUGGUUUGCAAGCAGGUGCUCGAUCUGCUGAGCCACACCAGCUAGAACCAGUUUUAAUGUCACUAUUGGGCUCAGGUCCUGGGUUUGUGUGGGGGUUGGUGUCCUGGCUAAGCCCACUGUCCCUCCUCUCCAGUGAGUCCGGAAGCUGUAUGUCUGGUUGGCCGCGUGACAGGGGAGCGGCCUCCUCCUCCCACCCGGGGAGAAAGGCAGACUCUGCCCCCUCCGAGGAGAGGCAAACUCCUGGCUGUUCAGGCCAGAGGAGAGGAAAAUCCUUGCUGACCAGUUGCCGUCACCCCUAGGCAGGGUGUGCCCCCGCAGCACGGGGUCCCCACGGCCCUCUGCGUCCUGCAACCUGAGCAGGUGCACCUGGCGGGGCACGGGCCGCCAGCCAGCCACACACGCCCCAGCCCCCUCGACAGCCCCCGUGGGCCCAGGACUGGCCCCUGCCCACAGCAGCGUGUCCUCGAGGUCCCUGAGGCAGUGGGAGACAUGUCCCGUUGGAACUACCCCACCCCCCACCC